AUGUCUGGAGCAACACCAACGCUAAUACCACGAGAGCCCAUAUUUCCCCUCCUGCUCGCAAAACCGCCACAGCCACAUGUAAUGCCCCUCUCCAAACGACGCGUCUACGGCCACUUGAACCAAGUUCGCGAUCUUCAGCGAGAGAUGGACGAUCUCAGCGACGAAGAGAACGAGCUCGAAGACCUCACCACCGCUGUCGGCAAGCGUGGUUUUACUUUCCUCAUCCCCAUUGGCAGGUCCCUCACGCAGCAAGAGGAGAAGAACGAUGAGGAUUCGGAUGACUCGUCUCAAGCAAGCGGUGCCGCGCCCACUAUCCAAGAAGACGAUGGCGAGAACGAGUCUACUCAAGACCUCGACGCAAGCAUGGAAGACCUCGAUGAAGAGGGCGCUGCUGGCUCUGGAGAUGAUGAAGAAACGGACGAUGAAAAUGAGGAGUACGAGGAGGAGCCGUCGGACUUCAUGUGA
Messenger RNA from Cyclocybe aegerita, 465 nucleotides. The record is from the annotation of a GenBank genome assembly. Lineage: Eukaryota; Fungi; Basidiomycota; Agaricomycetes; Agaricales; Hemipholiotaceae.